AUGCAGCAGAUCGCACAUCGUGCGUCAGAAGACUCCCGCACAUCAUCCUCGGCCUUAGAGUCUGGGCGGCCUCUGCGUGGAUCGUCAAAGCUGUCCAUGGACUCCAAGGGACCCGUCCAUUCCCCUCCAAGAGCAAAGCAGCCCUUGAUGCCCUUGGAGUCGGAUUUGAUCGCGCUCGGAAGUGAGGCAGGGGCCUCGCCGACUCCGAGCCCUUGGGCUUCUGAAGACGGCUUGCCACCACCAGCUGGCCGCUCACCAAAGGGAACGCCCAAGACAUCGCCCAAGAGCUCCCCGAAGAUGAUGAAGGCUGGAAGCCUGGGCAACCUUCGGGAGAAAUCCCCCACGUUGCAGGUUCGGGCGCUCCCGUCCCCGUCCGAAUCCAAGAAGCUGACGUUGCCCAGGACUUGGACUGACUCAAGGCUACCCCGAGAGGCUGAGCCUAAAGUACUGGACAGACCAAGCACAUCCGAGCUCAAAAGCAAGUCACCUCGAGCUGAGAAGACCUUGCUUGAGAUGGAGCUGCUGCUGAGCAAGGGUGACCCCAAGCCAGUGAACAGGCUUCUGCCUGGCAUUGAGAGGAAGCCCUCUCGUGAAGUAUCCGAGCCGAUGGGAUCACGCCCACCGUCCCGGGCAGGGUCCAAGCAGAUGCACAGUGGAAGGACCUCAUCCAAGAGUGUUUCGGACCAGUCGCUGGGCCACCUGCCGAACCACAAGGAACUCUCGCGCGCGGCAACCUCUGAGUCUCCGCUUCUGUCCUAG
Molecule: messenger RNA, 759 nt
Organism: Symbiodinium natans
Lineage: Eukaryota; Dinophyceae; Suessiales; Symbiodiniaceae
Source: the annotation of a GenBank genome assembly